AAAACAAAUAUCUGUACAACAUAUAAAUGCACUCCAGCAGGGAAAAAGUCCACAAGAACUCAUCAGUCUCCCAGUCUGCAGAGAAGACAGAAACGACAUGAGCACUGCAGGAAAAGUAAUAAAAUGCAAAGCGGCUGUGCUGUGGGAGGCAAACAAACCCUUUUCCAUCGAGGAGGUGGAGGUCGCACCACCUAAGGCCUAUGAAGUUCGUGUUAAGAUGGUGGCCGUAGGAAUCUGUCGCACGGAUGACCAUGUGGUUAGUGGCACCAUUGUGGUCCCUUUUCCUGUGAUUGCAGGCCACGAAUCAGCUGGCAUCGUGGAGAGCAUUGGAGAAGGGGUGACCACAGUCAAACCAGGUGAUAAAGUCAUCCCACUCUUUACUCCUCAGUGUGGAAAAUGCAGAGUUUGUAAACACCCGGAAGGCAACUUCUGCUUGAAAAACGAUCUAGCUAAGCCUCGGGGGACCUUGCAGGAUGGCACCACCAGGUUCAUGUGCAGGGGGAAGCCCGUCCACCACUUCCUCGGCAUCAGCACCUUCUCCCAGUACACUGUGGUGGAUGAGAUGUCUGUGGCCAAAAUUGAUGCAGCUUCACCCCUGGAGAAAGUUUGCCUCAUUGGUUGUGGAUUUACAACCGGUUAUGGGUCUGCAGUCAAAAUUGCCAAGGUCACCCGGGGCUCCACCUGUGCUGUGUUUGGCCUGGGAGGAGUUGGCCUGUCUGUUAUCAUAGGCUGUAAAGCAGCUGGAGCAUCCAGGAUCAUUGCCGUGGACGUCAAUAAAGAUAAAUUUGCAAAGGCCAAGGAGGUGGGUGCCACUGAAUGCAUCAACCCACGAGACUACAAGAAGCCCAUCCAGGAGGUGAUAGCGGAAAUGACUGACGGAGGAGUGGAUUUUUCGUUUGAGGUCGUUGGUCGGCUUGACACCACGAUGUCUGCCCUGUUAUGUUGUCAUGAGGCGUGUGGCACAUGUGUCAGUGUCGGGAUACCUCCUGAUUCUCAAAACCUCUCCAUGAACCCAAUACUGCUAUUGACGGGACGCACCUGGAAAGGAGGGGUUUAUGGUGGAUAUAAGAGUAAAGAGUCUAUCCCAAAACUCGUGGUUGAAUAUAUGUCUAAGAAGUUUUCAUUCGAUACAUUAAUAACCAAUGUUCUACCUUUUGAAAAAAUAAAUGAAGGAUUUGACCUGCUUCGCUCUGGAAAGAGCAUCCGUACCGUCCUGACCUUUUAAGACCAUGCAUAUGCCUUCCCUGACAGCAGCCUUCAGCAUCCUCCAUCCCACACCCUCUACAGCACAGACUGGGCAAUGUCAUUGAUUCUGUUCUGCAGAGAUGUUAUCAGUCAAUUACACCUGAAUGCUUUCCACAAGGAACAGAAAUUGAUAUGAGAUUAAUUUUCAAGCAAAUGCUUAAAAUCCAAGUGAGAUCUAGAUAAGAUGCUGAAUAUCACCUGGGGAAUUGAGACCAGUAAACUUUCCUUCUUAUUCAUUCUAUUUUAUGUCACCUUUCCCUUUAAGGAAAUAAACUUCGCAUGCCUUCUUGCA
This is a messenger RNA of Otolemur garnettii (small-eared galago), 1537 nucleotides long. RefSeq names its product alcohol dehydrogenase 1C. Gene Ontology annotation, biological process: retinoic acid metabolic process; retinol metabolic process. Bases 98 to 1225 code for a protein of 375 amino acids. The transcript is spliced from 9 exons. The record is from RefSeq and is a predicted model, not a curated record. Gene Ontology annotation, cellular component: cytosol. Lineage: Eukaryota; Metazoa; Chordata; Mammalia; Primates; Galagidae. Gene Ontology annotation, molecular function: all-trans-retinol dehydrogenase (NAD+) activity; zinc ion binding.